Molecule: messenger RNA, 4898 nt
Organism: Neoarius graeffei (lesser salmon catfish)
Lineage: Eukaryota; Metazoa; Chordata; Actinopteri; Siluriformes; Ariidae
Gene: lpcat4
Product: lysophosphatidylcholine acyltransferase 4
Exons: 10
Coding region: 301-1614 (437 amino acids)
Biological process (GO): phosphatidylcholine acyl-chain remodeling
Cellular component (GO): endoplasmic reticulum
Molecular function (GO): 1-acylglycerophosphocholine O-acyltransferase activity; calcium ion binding
Source: RefSeq, a predicted model, not a curated record
UUGACUGCAAGAGAUGUCAGGCUGAUAUGAUGGCGGUGAUGACAGGGUGAGUUUAGUGGAUGGGGAGGGCUCAGGUAACACAGCAGGCUUUAAAAAGCCUUCUCUUGCUUCAUCUCACUUCUUCAGCCAUGUGGAUGGAGGAGGGAACGCACUGCUCCUGAGUGUUGUGGCCAAACAAAACUUCCUGCAAAGACACUCUUUCUUCUUUGCUACACAGGAAACAAACAUUUUCUUCUUCUGCUCCAGGAAGACUUUACUUUAAAUAGCUUUUCCUGAGGAUUCUCUCUAUUUAUAGUGACCAUGGAGAGGUGUACUGGACCCUCCCCGACCUACAAACAUCCUCACCCGUUUGUUCAUGAAGUAAAACUGACCACGGCUCAAAAAAUUCAGAGGAUCAUACUGGGCUGUGUCCUGGUCCCCGUUCGUGUAACUCUUGCCACCCUUUUCUUCCUGCUCAUGUGGCCCAUUGCUCGGCUCCGGCUAGCUGGUCUGUCGCAGGAGGAAAGGGUGAAACCGGUCCAAGGCUGGAGGCGAUGGGUUUUUCAUCCCAUCAUAGUACUCCUGAGUCGAUCCGUGUUCUUCUCCAUAGGCUUCGUCUGGAUAAAAGUCAAAGGUCAGCAGGCGACCCAGAAAGAGGCACCCGUGCUGGCUGUGGCACCCCACAGUGGCUUUCUGGACAUGCUGGUACUCAGUGUAGCGGGACUGCCCACAGUGGUGUCGCGCUCUGAGAACGCCAAUUUGCCAGUUAUCGGAGCGCUUUUGGAGUUUAACCAGUCCGUGUUGGUGAGCCGGAAGGAUCCGGAGUCGAGGAGGAAGUGCGUGUCUCAAAUCAAAGAAAGGCUCACUUCCAAUGGUUACUGGCCUCAGAUGCUAAUGUUCCCUGAAGGAACCACCACAAAUGGUCGAGUCCUCAUCAAAUUCAAGCCUGGUGCUUUCUUGGCCGGCGUGCCAGUUCAGCCAGUCUUGCUUCACUACCCUAAUAAAAUAGACACUGUGCGUUGGACUUGGAAAGGGACUUCAUGGAUUGCUAGUCUCUGGUACACUGCCUCUCAGUUCUACAGCAACGUUACAGUGGAGUUCCUACCAGUUUACACACCCUCCCAGCAGGAAAAGGAGAACCCGGAGUUAUUUGCAGAUAACGUUCAGAAACUCAUGGCUGAAGUCCUGGGAGUUCCCGCCACAGACUAUGUGAUGGAGGGGCGUUUUCCUGUUACAAAGUUAGGCGGCCUCUCUCUUCCACUUGAGUCUCCUUCCAAGGAAACCCUGAAAAUGCUCAAAUGUCAAGGUUUCCACGUAUCCAGCGUUUCCCUUGACACUUUGUACACUAUGGAGCACUUGCAUGUGACGUCACAGCCGAUCCAGAUUGUGACAGACGCCAUCGUGUCGGUCAAACGCCAUAUUCCGCCUUCUACUUCUACCUUUUCUUCUGGAAAACCCUACUAUAUACAAUUCUACUACAACGGCUGCGGCUACAAGCUCUCCCUACCUGUGCACGUUUUUUAUGUUUUUUGUGUGUAUUUUUGCGUGUUGUUCGUCUGUACCGGACUUCAAUAUCCACUACAACCGUAUGGACUUGCUGGACAUUGGUUUCCAGCAGAAAAUGACGGUUUGUAGUGAUUUCCAUCGCAUGCACAACAUUCCGGACGAGGAGAAAAAAAAAACAUUCCGGGCGAGACCAGCGGGGUCUCCGUGGAUUGUUAUCAGAAGCAAAGCGAAGGAGGCGGCGCCGGGAGCAAAAGCGAGGCUGCAGAGCCGGCCUGUUGACUAAGCUCAGAAAACAGCCACUCAAAUCUCCACUGCCAAGCCUCUACCUCUCCAACGCCAGAUCCAUGUAAACAACACGGACGAUUUGGAAUUACCUUAUUCUAUAAUCGGCUGGUCAGUGCUAUACUCAAUACUUAAGUGACUUACCCAUCCAGUGAGGAUUAUUUUCUUGUUUACAAGAUGCCACAUCUGAGUCGCUGACAAAUCCUGAAUUUCUAUAAAGAAAACUGUCCAGAGAUUUAUAAGCACACAGUGCUUCACCACUGAACAGCGAGGGAAAGUUAAUGAGGUAAUAUACACGUCCGGGUAUUCCGCUGGCAGUUCAAAAUCCGGUCGUGAAAACUCCGUCCGGUAAGCCAUAAGGGUCACAAAUCUGUAGAUCGUUUAUUUUAGACAUGUAUCUAGUUAUCUGUUCAUUAGAAAAAUGAGCCGUGUAGUCCAUCGGUUGAAAUUGAUCCAUUCUGUACACAAGUGCAGCAGUAUUCAGCGGUGUUUUUGACCGACAAGAUGGCGGUUGUGUACUUUCCGGUCACGUGACUGCAAGAUCUCUAUUGGCAUCAUCUUAACCAGCUUCAUGAGGUAGUCACCUGGAAUGUGUUUCAGUUAACAGGUGCGUCUUGUCCAAAGUUAAUUAAUGCGAUUUCUUGCUGCCUGAAGGCAUUUGAGAUCAAAUGAUUUAAAAAAAAAAAUUGUCAAUAGCCCUAUUCCGCGAUUGUAGUAAUCCAUAUGUCAAGAACUGCUCAACUAAGCAAAGAGAAAUGACAUUGUUACUUUAAUACACGAAACAUUUAAUUAGGUGUCAAAACUUUUGACUUGGAUUGCCUGUUAUUAGUGAACAAAAUGACUGCGGUUGUUACAGUAUUUCAAAACAGCUAUAUUUACUUUUUUUUAAGUAAAAUAUAAUCCUAAAUUUAGUACUUGGAUUCUUUCAACUUGAAUGAAAAAUCAAACAAGUUACUGGAGUGCUUUCCAAAAAUUACAGUAGCACCCAUAAUUGUAAGUGUGGUAGGGGAUUUCAUUUUUCUUUUGUUUUGUGUUGUUUUACCCUUGAAAACCUCCACUUUUGAAACAAGGCAGUGGCUAUUCUUAUGAUGAGUUGUAAGAAAUUUUCCCUAUUCUUAUAACAUGGCGCAUACGCAAAUCAGUAUCGCCUGUUCUUGCGCCUCACCCCGACGUCAGGGUCGUAAGAAUUAUGCUUACAGCAUUGGGCAUAAAAAUAUUUUUAGUGUUAGCUAGCACAUAUGACAAAAAUUACCCAUUUCAAUAAAAACGAGCAAAUAAAAUAGAAAUGGGAAGUGAUGUCAUUGCCUCCUGAAGGAGUUGAAAGCUUGGGUAUGUCCAAGAAUUUUGUGCAGUAAAAGUUUUAUAACUUUUUUUUUUUUUUUUUUUUUUAAUGGAAUUGAUUGCUGUGUAAGUGAAAAUCUUCAACAUAAAAUAGAAAUGAUUUGCUACUUUUGGCUUUGCCUUUAUGGGCAACAUGGUUUCUUUGCCUGGUUUAUUUUCUCUAAAGCUUCAGUGGCUGCCCAUACUUUAAAGAUACAUGGCAACUAUAGAAGAAAUAAUUUCCUUAUCCAUUUUAUUUUGGUACCUAAUGUCGGUAUCUGUUUUCAUAAUAUGGCAUUUUAUUAUUUUUUCCUAGUAGGACAUAAACAGGUUGACUUUACACCACGUAGCCCAGGCAGACUGGUCAAUAUGAAUAAGAAUAUUAUCAAGGACCGCUCCCACCCUGGCUUUGAUCUGUUCGACCUGUUGCCCUCAGGGAGGCGCUACAGGUGCAUCAGGACAAAGACAAAUCGGUUAAAAAACAGCUUCUUUCCAAAAGCCAUAACUGCCCUGAACUCGGAUAUGCUCUGACUUUAUAGUCCAUUUUAUUUUACUAAUUUAUAAUGUGCAGUACUUUUAUAAGAUGACUGUCUAUGCAAUACUUUUAUAAUGUGCAAUACCACACUCCAUAAUGUGAAACGCAACACAUUCACCUCAGGACUGUGCACCUUACACACAAUACAUACACCUCAAGCCUGUGCACCUUGCCUUACAAUAAUUCAUAAUGUGUAAUAUUUUAUCUUGUGUGACUCUCUUGUGCAAUAAUUUAUAAUGUGACUGUCUCUGUGCAAUACUUUGUGUAAUACCUCACUCCAUAAUGUGUAACACAACACAUACACCUCAGACUGUGCACCUUACUCCCCCCCCCACACACACACGCUGUUUGCACUGUUAUUGGAGAUGCUUUAAUCUCGUUGUACAUGUGUAUAGUGACAAUAAAGGCAUUCUAUUCUAUGACAAAAAUGCAAAUUGUACUAGCCUGGGCCCGCCCAUCCUAAGCGUGACACAACACGAGGGCCUGUUGCGAGCUUAGUCUGGCCAGGCCAAGCUAUCUCCAGCUCUUCCAAGCUCCUGAAAAAUCGGGAGCCAAUCAACUUUGAGCAUCUCCAACGGCCCUGGGUAGAGGCGUGUUCAAGGCAGUGACGUAGUAGAACUGCGACCGGAAGCCAUAGAUUGUUUACAGAAUCUAUGCCGGAAGCGCUUCAUUCACUAGAAACAUUACGAACAUGGAGCAGCGGCAAGCCUUUGACACAGCGGUAGAUGCUGUAUUGAAAGCGUUCAACGGGAAGUUCUCGUUGAAAACGGAGCAAAGAGCAGCCCUGGAGGUAUUUAUCUUCCUGUUACUCAAGCAGUUUCCGUCGCAUCACAUGCGUCAGAGGAAAGAGUGAUGUGAUUGGUUUAAGCUUCGUCACAGCCUUUUCUGGCUUCGACCAGUAGCAAACAGGCAUUUCAGGGAGGCGGGUCAACCACACCUUUGGGAAACGGUUGGGCUUAAUAUCUUUGCCAGACCAAAUGCUCGCAGAGCUUUGAAGUCGCGUUAGCCAGACUAAAAUUGUACUACUUCGGCCUUGCAUCUACUUUUUUGGUGUCUUGCUAUCGGUUUCCUGCACCGAGCUGCUGGUUUCUUCAGCCAUUUGCACGUGCGCUACCGGAACUUGCGUUCAUGUCAUAAGAAUGGGGAAAAGAUUAUUCGCCACUGCCUUGAAACAAAAUGGAGAAAAUGGCAUAUUUUUGACUAUCUCAGUGUCUGUGCAUCAGUUACUUUUUUUUGUAAUUUUGUUUGACUCCGAUGUUUACAUACUGUCAUUCUA